GGAGGGCGAGUUGUUGUGUUGCAGUUGGCCAGCCGCUGUGAGAGGCGGUGGCGGCUCCUGGAGCAGGAAGGGAAAGGCGGCGGUGACAGGUAGGCGCCUGCUGAGCGGUCGAGGAACUAGACGCGGCCGACGCGGAUGGGUGGUUCCCUCCGUGGCCGAGUAGAAGAGAGCGCGCUGCACUGGAGGGGCUGGACCGAAGGAGAGGGUCGGGGAGCCCCAGGGGUUGGUCAGUCAGUCAGCUGCUUCCCAGCCUCUGGCUGCCCAGGUAAACGCCUCGAGAGUCGUGAGAAGACAGCUCCGGAAGACCCUCGCGGGGGCGGCGCAGGAGGCGGGAGGAUCGAGUUCGAAGUGGGGCCUGCGGGGCGGGCAGCAAAGAAGGAAAGAAGAGACGCUUGAGCUUCGGCUGUCAACAGUAGGAGACUGGCUAUUUUAAAAAUUCAACAAAUGUAUUCCACACUUGAAAUCUGCUGUUUUCUUCUACUACCACCUCCUUUAGAAAUCUGACUUCUUAAACAAAAGAUAAAAGAGGAGUCAACGGUAUAAGAAGAUGUUGGGAUCUGAACGUGGUGUAGUGGAAGAAUGGCUUUCAGAAUUCAAGGCAUUACCUGAAACUCAAAUCACCAACUAUGCAGCAACUCUGCACAGGAAAAAAACACUGGUACCUGCUCUCUAUAAAGUCAUUCAAGACUCAAAUAAUGAGCUCCUAGAACCUGUCUGUCACCAGCUUUUUGAACUAUAUCGUAGUUCUGAAGUUCGGCUCAAGAGAUUCACUCUGCAAUUCUUACCAGAAUUGAUAUGGGUUUAUUUACGACUUACUGUUAGCCGGGACAGACAGAGUAAUGGUUGCAUAGAAGCACUGCUACUAGGGAUCUAUAAUUUGGAAAUUGCUGAUAAAGAUGGAAACAAUAAAGUGCUAUCUUUUACUAUCCCUUCCUUAUCCAAGCCUUCGAUAUACCAUGAGCCCUCAACUAUUGGAUCUAUGGCCUUGACAGAGGGAGCACUGUGUCAGCAUGACCUCAUUAGGGUAGUUUAUAGUGAUCUUCAUCCUCAGAGGGAAACAUUUACUGCACAAAACAGGUUUGAGGUUUUGAGUUUUCUCAUGCUCUGCUACAACUCGGCUAUUGUUUAUAUGCCUGCCUCCUCUUAUCAGGCACUGUGCCGCAUGGGCUCCAGGCUUUGCGUGAGUGGUUUUCCACGGCAAAAUGAAAAACACUGGAAAGAACCCUGUGGCCGAAUAGUAUUGGAUCCUGAAUUUAUGGUGCAGCUUCUGACAGGUGUCUAUUAUGCCAUAUAUAAUGGACAGUGGGAUCUUGGCCAAGAAGUACUGGAUGAUAUUAUUUACAGAGCCCAACUAGAACUUUUUUCUCAGCCAUUACUGGUUGCUAAUGCCAUGAAGAAUUCAUUACCAUUUGAUGCUCCUGAUUCUUCACAAGAAGGUCAGAAAGUACUUAAAGUAGAGGUUACACCCACAGUGCCAAGAAUUUCUCGGACUGCAAUCACAACUGCUUCAAUUCGUCGUCAUCGAUGGAGGCGAGAAGAUGGCUUUGACUUCUCAAACGAGGCUGACUCGAGUAUUCCUGGCUCCCCGAUCCAACACGGCUCCACAGACCUAGGGAUCAAACGUGUGCAAGAGGGGGAGGUGCUGAUGCGCAGGACCCCUGAGCAUGGCUCGCCGGAGCCCACCUUGGCAGCAGCCACAACAGAGGGUGCUGAGGGUGUAAAUGGAGGAGAGGAGUCUGUGAACCUGAAUGAUGCAGAUGAAGGAUUUUCAUCAGGGGCUUCCCUCAGCAGUCAGCCAGUUGGGACCAAACCAUCAUCCUCCUCUCAGAGGGGAAGCUUAAGGAAAGUAGCAAGUGGGCGGUCAGCCAAGGAUAAAGAAACAGCUUCUGGUACCAAAUGCAUCGAGAGCCCUCGAGAGUCCGUAGUUCGUAAGCAGUACACACACCAACCAGCUGAUAUUAGUGUAGAUUCCAUUGAGUUGACCCCGAUGAAGAAACACCUGAGCUUACCUGCUGGCCAGGUGGUGCCAAAAGCUAAUAGCUUGAGUUUGAUCCGGACGGCCAGUGCUUCCUCAAGUAAAUCAUUUGACUAUGUGAACGGCAGUCAAGCCAGUACAAGCAUUGGGGUUGGCAAUGAGGGAGUUACUAAUUUAGCAGGUAGCAAUGUCAAUCGAUUUUCAACUAUCAGUCUACAGGAAGACCGGCUAGGUCAAGCUGGGGAAGGUAAAGAUCUUCUCAGUCCGGGAGCCCCCCUAACUAAGCAGUCUCGCUCCCCAAGUUUCAAUAUGCAGCUGAUAUCACAGGUGUAGUUUUGACAGCUCUACUUUCUUCUUUUGCUUAUCUUUUAAAAUCAAACAUUUCAUUGUGCAAGAAGAAACUUCAUCCCACAGUCUGAAACUACUGACCAUUGUAAUCAGAUUUGAUUUGGUUUAGGUAUCAUCAUACUGUAUUUUGUACUGAAACAGCAAUAAGAUUUUCUUUCCCUUCCUGUUCUUCCUCUCUAUUUCCCAAUCCUCCCUCUCUCCCCCCACAAAAAUGUGUUUGUGAAGCAGUAUAAAAUGUAUGCCUUUUUCAUGCCUUCCUUUCUCCUUGGGUGAUGUGCAAUUCAUCGUAGGCUGAUCGGUCCCAUUUCAACACUGUGAGACUGCAGAGACAUUAGAGGAAAUGGUGUAUGUGAUCCCUAUGAAAUGAUUCUUUGGCUUUGUUAAGAAAUAGAAAACGGGUUUUCUCAAUGCACAGAACUAUGAAAACUACUGGAUUGUAUGUUUGUUUUUUUUCCCUCAAAACCAGGAGUGCCUCAGAGAUUCUACUAUGACUUUGGACUUCUCUGAGUUUGUGCAAUCUUUUGUUUCUUUCUUUCUUUUUUUUUUUUAAUUUUUAAGAAGUUUGGGGAAAGGAGAUGGGGGGAAAUAGAUCAGAUGUGCUCCUAGCUCUGCUGCACUUUUUCAUUAAAAUGAGGAUAGCUCUUUUCCCCCAACUCUUUUACUCUUAAAUGUUAAAACAUUUAGUCACUGAAACAUUCAAACCAAGUUUUGAUCGUCUCCAUUACAGAGAAGACUCUUAAGUUUAUUGUACAGAUGGUAAUGCACUUUUAUUGGCUUUAUAGCCAAAUGUAAUAUAAUGUCUUCCCUUUUUCCCACCAGGACAUAUAGGGUUAUUCUGUCUAUUGGUUAAAAUUUGAUACAAUAAACAAGUCCAAGAAUCCAGACGGGUUAUCCUAUUUCUUAGACAUGAUGAACAGUUUAUGAGUUGUUGAUGACUGAUUCAAACAAGUGUAUCUUCAAGUAAACAGAGAAAUUUAUCAGGUCAUCUUCAGGGAUACCAGUUAAUUAGUGAAGCCCUUUCAGACAUAUUUUGAAUAAGAAAUCUAAUCCUAAAAUUAUAUGCUUCAUGGAAGUACAUAAGAUAACUUGCUUGGGGGAAUCACUGAAGAUUCAGUAUGAUACAUUUUUAUAAAACAAUUUCCUACUAGGGGAUAUUGAAAUGUUUUCUGCUAACAGGACCACUCUACCUUUUUAUUCAUCAGUUUACUACAGUAUGUGAACAUGUUCUACAUUGAUUUGAAAGUGUUUUCCUCAUCCUUUUGAAAAUUUUAAAAUCAUGUCAUUGAGCUAGACAUUAAAUGUAUGACUAGCUUUUAGAAAUUGUGUAAGAAGCUACAAAAAUGUAUCUUUUGAAGUUCUGAUUUGAUUGAAGAAUCAUUUUAGAUACUACAUAGCUUCCCUGAUUUUUGGCUUUGCUAAUUAAAAUAGAAGGAAAUAUGCUGCCUUUGGAAAAUAAACACAUGUACACAUGCUCACAGAGAACAGUGUCUGUCACUCUACUGUCUUGGAAUUACAUAAGUUAUCUUCCUAUAACACAGAUCAGUGCUAAUGUUAUGCAGUUUUUUUUAGGCAUUUUUCAUUGUUAUUGUGGAAAAAAUGUUUUGGGGAAUUGUUAGAAAAUAGAUUUUUCUCUUAAAAUUCAAAAAAGUUGUAAGAAUAAUUUUAGAAAUUGAAAUUAUAUUGAAAUUGGAUAAACAUGAAUGCCAGAAAAGGCCCUUAAUUCUUCCUUUUUUUAAAUAAAAAGGAUCCUUUAAUUUUGAUGGGAAAGAUUUUCUUUCAAACAAUUACUAGAACAAUUAGAUUCUUAUUUCAAGAUGAUAUUCUGUCAUGUUUUCAGUUCAUAUGUAGAUCAGUGAAUCAAAGAUACCUAUACCACUGGCAAAGCCCAGAAGUAAGGUAGAGAUUUUAUAUAUACACAUUUGCAUAUGUACAUGCAUAGAUGUAUGUGUAUAAAUAUCUCACAUUUCAGACAGGCACAAUAUUUUUUUUAAUUGAGCCAUAAAAAUACCAUAGAAAUGAAAAAAAAAAAUCUUAAAUAAAUGAGAAGGCAAACUUUUGACCAUAUUAAAAUUUUAUGUAUAAAAGGAGAGGAUCACUUGUAAAUUACUGGAAGUAAUGAAUAACUGUUUUGCAGAAGACAUUUAUUUUAAAAGAGCAAAAGAUUUGUCUUUUGUAAAAUUCAGUAAUUCUGCAAACAUUUGUUAAGUGUCUUCAAGCACAAAAUUACAAGUAUAAACAGGAGUCUGAAAUAAUAAAUAGUACAAAACUUCAAAGUCCCCCUUUUUUCUUGCUCAAAGUACAAGAUGUAUAUAUAAACUUGAUUUUGAAAAAUAUUAUUUAUACUUUGGAGAUAUAUCUAUACUCAGUGUACACAUGCAUACUUAUUAUACCCAUCAGAACAUCAUAAUUUUGAUAAACAGUUGUGUUUUCAUUAUGUCCUUUUAUUUACUACAAUUAGAUUAUUUAUUGAGUUAAAAAUAGAUAUCCAAGUUAUUAAUAGCAAUUUAAAAAAAUAAUAAAAUGGCAUUAUCAUUGAGUUGUCAGUUUAGGAAAAUGCCUUAUGGCUUCCGGUAUAGGUUUUUGGAUGAUUGUUUGUUUUAUUUGUUGGCACUUUUUUCUUGAAGUAGUGCCUUUUUGUAUACACCAUAAUUGGGAUAUAGCAUUUGGAAAUCUUUAUUCAUGCAUUUUUAUCAUAUAAAUUAAUUCAUUUUAGACAGGCUAUUCAUAAUUUCCAUAAAGUGUCUUACAGAUCAUUAUAACAAACCUAACCUUAAAUGUAUCACCCAAAUCAGAAUUGAGCCAAUCUAUAGUAAAGCUAUUAAGGAAUGAAAUGCCAGUUGUCUAUAAUAAAGUAGGUUUUCAUUGAUGGUUGUCCAUAUUAGAUCAUGAUUUGGCAAAGUGCCUGAAGGGAUAGGAAAUAUUUAUAGGGUUAGAGCAGUUUAUUUUAAGCCCAGAUUAAAACAGCUCUUUCACUAAAAAGGAACUCGAUGAGAAGCAAAAUAAAGCAUAAAAUGAAAAGUUGCCUUUGGGGGAUAAAUUAUAAAAAAAAAAAAUUUAAGUAAGCUGCUCUUUGUUGGUAGUAGGGAGAUUUUAAUUUGAAGCUGUUGUUUUUUCUUAGCUUACUCUAUUCUACAUGUGUGUUGUAGAAUCAUGGGAUUUUGGAGCUAGAAGGACUUUGAAGAUUAUUUAGUCCAACCCCCUCUCUCCCUUUAUAGAUGGGGAAGCUGAAGCUCAGAGACAUAAAGUAGUUUCUCCAAUGCUACACAGCUGGUGGAAACUAGGACUAAAUGUAGGAUUCUUGUCUCUAUAGUGCCUAUACUAGGCACUUCCCAUUCUUUUCCAGUACAUAUAGUAUAUAGCAUUAAGCACCCUGAUCCCUUCAGUCCUUUAUUCUGUUAUAUGGUACAGCAUUUAAAGGAAAAGAUAUAUGCAAGCAAAAUGUAGGUUAAACCAUUUUUUCCAGUGGUUGGAUACUACAUAUAUACAAGUGCUGGAAAUGUAGGUUUCUUUGUACACAUAAGGUAGUAUUAAUAUAUUAUGUCAUAAUUUCUACCACAUUUUAUUAAUAUGCUUCCGUAUUUGAUAAUUUUUCUGAGGCUUUAUUUAAAGCAAAGUAACUCCCACUGCAAUGACUUAAUAUUUUUGUUAUUCAAAUUUUACUGAAAUAUCAACAUAGUAAUUACAAUUUUAAUUGAAUAUUUCAAAUUAGAAUUAAAGAACUGAAGUUUCUGCUCCAGUCCUUUUUUUUAAAAUAAUGUUUAGAAAUUAUACUUAAUAUUACAUUAUUAAUACAGGUUAAAUUUCCUGGCAUGAAUGGAAAGUUAUAUUUAUUGUAAAUCUUCUGCUUCUUUAUUGUAAUAGUAAUCAUAGUAAGUAAAUACCUUAUUAAGUGUCUUAUAGUUGCAGUAGUUUCAGAUGCUUACGUUUAACAUUUCUAAUCUGAAUUCUCAAAUUCUACUUGUUAACUUUAAAAUUAAUUAUCUGAUUAAUGACAUUAGGAAAACAAGAAUGAAAAAUUUUCUAAUUUGUUUAAUUUGCACUAUUUUAUGAAUAUUAGAAUGAAAUAGUAUUUUCUUUUCCUCACCACUUGAAGUUUGUAUGUGUACUUUGAGUAUGUUUAACAAUCCAGUUCCUUCAGUGAAUUCUCUCCCAUCUUCAUUUGUAAAUAGAAAAAAAAUUUUUAGGAUCACAGGAUAGUAGCCUUCUGCGGAAUAGUGGCAAGUAGAAUUGUCCCAAUUCUGCCCCAAAAUGUCAAUAUGUGUGUUUUGCAUAUUUGAAGAUCAGUAUUUUAUUUCUGCAUUUUGUUGGAGGGAAAAAGUAUAUUUUCUAAGUCAGAGCUAAUGAGUGAAUCAGGAAAUUCCAUAUAAGCUUUAGAGCCUUUUUUAUUUUAAGGCCAUGUUAUACAGUCUAUAUACAAGUUAUUUUUCAUCUUUCAAGAUAAUUGAUUGUUUCAGAGUAUUAAAAAAUCAUUUGACAAGCAUUUGUAAUGAUUAAUUUAUGGUUUGCCUUAAAGAUACAUGUUCCUUAAAAAAUUAUUUCAUAAAACAAAGUACUCAAACUCUCCAUAGAAUUUGUCAGAUUACAGAAUAGUAAAAUUGGGUUAAUGAUGCUAAUGAAAUCUUAAGUAGUCAUCAAAAUUGGUAUAAUUAGCCUUUGCCAAAAUUAUCAUUUUGAUGAUAGAUUUGCAUGUUCAAGAAAAUGAUUAACAGAUGAAUGAUCAUGCUGAGUCACUAGAAUUAAAAGAGUCCACCUUUCCCCUGGCCCCUCUAUUUGGGAGAAUUUAUUUUGAACUAGACAGUGUUUUUAUUUUAGAGAGAUACUACUUCCACAGUACUGUUUAGCAGUUAAAUUAGCUUGGAAAAAACUGUAAAACUAGCAUUGUCACAGUUUGAAAAGCUGAUUUGUAUGAAAUAAUAAGUAGUAUAGAGCUGGAAAUGUGAGUAAAGUUUUUUUGCUUCUUAAUUUGAAAAAAUAUAUUGGUUCAUUUACAGUUUUUAUAUAAAUGAAUUCUUGAAGGUACACUACUAUGAUGUUGAAAUAUGACUUAUAAAAAGAAUGGUAUAUAGAAAUAAGUGUAACUUGGACAAUAGCAGUGAGAUUGCCUAAUUUUUUUUAAUCGUUUCAAUGUAGGAAACUGUCAUAAAUCAUUUUUCCCAAAAAAAACUUAAUUGACUACUUCAUGCUCUAUAAAAGACUGAUUUCAUUCUGGGUUGCAUUGUUUGUAGAUUUUUAGUUCUAUGUUGCCUUUUUGUCUUCCCUGAUUUCAUUAUUUUACCAAAGAAAUUUACAGACCAAAUAUGAUUUUUAAAUUAUCUUGGAUUUGUACAAUUUCCCCCCCCCCCCUUUUUUUUUUUUUAAUUUGGAAAACAAGUAAACAGAAUAGAUUCUUUGAAAUGUAGAUUAUCUGUAGAUAUACUACACUUGGGAGUCUGGGUAGAAUUCUUAGAGGUUUCUAUUCUUUUUCUUUACUUGAAAUAAAUUGAUUUUUGUCCUUAUUCUAAUGGUGAUUUCUAUUAAUUUUAAGCUAACUUAAAAUGUAUAGAAGAUCUGAUUGUGUCUAUGAAGCAAAGUAAGAAUUAGAAAUAUUUUUCAUAAGAAAGUCAUAUAGAAGAUAAAGCCAUUUUCAAUAAAAGGUAAAUACAUAUAAAUUCAUAUGUUAUUGCCUACUGAAGACUUUUCUCAUGGCACAUGUAAUGUGACAUCUUUUCUAUAUCUUUGCACCAGUUUAUGUAGGAGAUUAAAGAUCCUCCAAUAUCCCAGUUUUGAAUAGAACAAUUUAAAAAUCAGUAAGUCAUCUUCAAACUGAGAGGUAGAGCCUCCAAGAAAAAUAAGAAUUGGCCUCAGGCCAUGGAUGAGCUUAGAAGGAACUUGGAAAAUCAAGUAAGAGAGAUAGAAGAAAAAUUAGGGGGAAAAAGAAAAAGCUAAUGAGAAGAAUGCCAUAAAAAACUGGCCAUUUGUUAAAGGAGGUACAAAAGCUCACUGAGGAAAAUAAUUUCUUAAAAAAUAGAAUUGAGGGGCAGCUAGAUGGCGCAGUGAAUAGAGCACCAGCCCUGAAGUUAGGAGGAUCUGAUUCAAAUCUGGCCUCAGAUAAUUAACACUUCCUAGCUGUGUGACCCUGGGCAAGUCACUUAACCCCAAUUGCCUCAGGUUCCUCCCCUCCCCCCCCCAAAAAAAAAGGAAGGAAGAAAAAAAAUUAAAUUGAACAAAUGGAAGCUAAUGACUAUGAGAAAUCAAGGCACAUUAAAGUAAAACCAAAAAAUUGAAAUAUCUCAUUUGAAAAAUAACUAACCUGGAAAAUAGAUACAGGAGAAAUAAUUUUAAAAUUAUUGGUCUUCUUGAAAGUCAUGAUAAAAAAAGAGAGAGAGAGAGAGAGCUUAGACAUCAUCUUCUUUCAAAUUGAGAGGUAGAGUGGAUGGAUUUGAGCACUAGGGAACAAUGUAACCCUAGGCAUAUCAAUACCCCCAGACAACUUGCUAUAACUAAGUUAGAGACGAUAGUUUAUCAUCAUCAACCUUCAAGGAGGUCUUCAUACCUCAUCACUACACUGAUGAAAUCAGAUGUGGACCAAAAAACACCUUAUUAAUGUGACAUGCCACAGGAAAGUCACAGAAAUGGACCUCUUUAAAUUAGCACUCACAAACAUUUCUGCUAGAUUUGUUUGUGGCAUAUGGGGAAUGUAAUUGGUAAAAUGGGUAAUUUCUUCACCUAUAAUCUAUAUGAGUAAUUACUCAGGAUUUUUUUUUUCUUAAUAGUUAUCUUGAGCUAAGAAUUACUUAUGUAUAAUGUGAGCUGAUUGGAUUACUACUCUUAAAUCUGCCAUUUUAACUAGUCAUUUAUUAAAAAUAAGAAAUGUGAUCAAGAAAAUAAGAUGCUUUACUCAAGUCACUUCUGCAAAAUGUUUUUCCUUAACAGAGAAAUUAGAAAAAUGAUUAAUGGUUUGGUAAGUUUAACUAGACCAUUUUGAAGCUAUAAAUAGGUUUGUUUUCUAGACAUUAGGAGGGUAUUUUUUUUUUAAGUUUUAUUAAGAAAACUGUACUGAGAAGUAUGCCCCUCAUGUGGUCUUUUUAACAUUUGUAAUAAAUUCAUAUACUUUACAAUGAAUCUUUUUGAUUCUUAUCCUUGAAAUUAUACUGGAUUUACAUUCAGUUUGACUAGCUAAGAGAUACAAUCUUUAAUGGUUAAAAGAUUAUUUUCAUACUUGUUUCUCAUGCUAGUUUGGCUCUUCUGAGCUAAGGUUUCUGAAGGACUUUUAUGACUUUGGCAUUGUAUAGUCUUCUCUGUCUUAAUAGAAAAGGAAGCAGUAAAUAAAUCCUUGCUGAAAAUAGUUUAUUAGAUGAAAAGUUGUGGACCAUGUUAAAAAACAAACAAAUAAAAAAAAAAAAACCACCUUAUUUUUCACCAGCAUUAAAUUGAUGGUUGCACUAACCUGCCCAACUAUUUAAGAUUUAUUGCUGGUGAAAGUUUAAACAAGAUAAAUAUCUAAAAAAUGAGAUCUCUUCUGUGUGAUGUUCCUUAACCUAGGACCAGUAAAAAUCUUCAUUCUUUUAGAACUGAGGGUGACACACACAUUGAAGAUCAUGUGCAUGUAAGCCAUUAUUUUAAUAAUUGUCUUACUGAAAUUGGUUAAUGCUAUUGACUGUUGUUGAAAUGUGAAAUAUAUUUACUGUUGACCUUGUAAAUAUCUGCCAGAGAUUAAAAAAAUAUUUUAAGUCAUUGUAAAUAGAGAUGUAAAAAAUUCAUUAUCAGUCUGCCAAGCAGAAAAGAAUAUCUAAAAAUGUUAAAUAAAUAUUGUGUUUCUGGAGAGCUGUGUACUUUUUUUCCCCCAAAAUAUAAAGGGACUCAAUGCUUCCCUUCAGAUAUUAA
Messenger RNA from Antechinus flavipes (yellow-footed antechinus), 10186 nucleotides. It is a transcript of the gene HYCC2, whose product is annotated as hyccin PI4KA lipid kinase complex subunit 2. Bases 548 to 2308 code for a protein of 586 amino acids. The transcript has 14 exons. Gene Ontology annotation, biological process: phosphatidylinositol phosphate biosynthetic process; protein localization to plasma membrane. The record is from RefSeq and is a predicted model, not a curated record. NCBI's taxonomy places the organism in Eukaryota, Metazoa, Chordata, Mammalia, Dasyuromorphia, Dasyuridae. Gene Ontology annotation, cellular component: plasma membrane.